This is a messenger RNA of Aaosphaeria arxii CBS 175.79, 1245 nucleotides long. Its product is annotated as actin filament organization protein-like protein App1-like protein. Bases 1 to 1245 code for a protein of 414 amino acids. Lineage: Eukaryota; Fungi; Ascomycota; Dothideomycetes; Pleosporales. The transcript has a single exon. The record is from RefSeq and is a predicted model, not a curated record. Gene Ontology annotation, molecular function: phosphatidate phosphatase activity. Gene Ontology annotation, cellular component: actin cortical patch.
AUGGCCCAUAAGCCCGCCCCUGCGAACGCGAUGGCAGGCCAUGCCAGACAGCGCUUCCAGGAAACAGAAGGAGACCGACGAGUACGAGCCGCUGGCAAGUUUGCAGAAUUCGAACACGACAUGCCUGCCCUUAAGAACCGCUUCCAGUUCUCCCUCAAGGACAACUUGACCUCCUACCUAGGCACCCGCAACCCAUUCUACACCGACGUCAACCCGGAGACCGAUUUUGUAUGGCUCUUCGACAACACCGCCUACCAGAAUCGCAUCGGGCGAUGGAAGGCGGAUUUCACUGCCGCCUAUUUCGUCAAGAAUAGCGGAAAGGAUCUGGGAGAAGUUGUGGCCUGGAUCAGCGACAAGAUAGGACUUGCAAAGGACGACGCGGCCGAGGCCACCAUCGCUAAGAGAGUUCAACCCUUCGUCGACUCGAUCCUCCCAGCCCAUGCCGUGACCAUCGACCUCCAGGGCGUCAACGUCCGCCUGGGACCCAGCGGACGUGACGGCAUCAGCUCUGACGAGAUCGCGAUCCCAGGCCACGGCUACAAGGAUAACGAGAUCAUCGUCAAUAAGGCCAUCAACGCCGACGCCACGAACCUCAACACAACCUUCGCCGUGCCCAAGGGAUGGGCCGUUCUCUCUGAUGUAGACGACACCAUCAAGAAAACCUUGACCUCCGACCCCAUCGGGAUCCUGAAGACCACAUUCGUGGAGGAGCCCGAACCCAUCAAGGGAAUGCCCGAGUUCUACAAGCACCUCGUCCAGAAACUCGACAACCCACCCUUCUGGUACCUCUCCGCCUCCCCCUACAACCUCUACCCCUUCCUCCGCAACUUCCGCGACACCUACUACCCGCGCGGCACCAUGAUCCUCCGCGAAGCCUCGUGGAUGAACCUCGCCGGCUUCCUCGCCAAUCUAACCCAAGGCACGGAAGCCUACAAAGUCGACCGCAUAGAGAAAGUGCAUGAGGAGUUCCCUAAGCGCAAGUUCAUCCUCAUCGGCGACAGCACGCAGUCCGACCCAGAGGCCUACGCCACCAUGUACCGCAAGUACCCUAAGUGGAUCGCGGCCAUCUACAUCCGCAAGGUCGAGGGCGUGGCUGAGAUGGACGAGAACAAGAAGAACGAGCCGGAUAGGUUCAAAGAGGCGUUUAAGGAUGUUCCCGAGAGUGUGUGGUAUGUGUUUACGGAUCCGGGAGAGCUGUAUGCGAAGGUCGAUGCGCUGGUCGCGAAGUCAGAGUCUAAGUCGUAA